Ipomoea nil (Japanese morning glory) is the source of this 842-nucleotide messenger RNA. Its product is annotated as multiple organellar RNA editing factor 2, chloroplastic-like. Gene Ontology annotation, biological process: mitochondrial mRNA modification; cytidine to uridine editing. Bases 73 to 762 code for a protein of 229 amino acids. Gene Ontology annotation, cellular component: mitochondrion. NCBI's taxonomy places the organism in Eukaryota, Viridiplantae, Streptophyta, Magnoliopsida, Solanales, Convolvulaceae. The record is from RefSeq and is a predicted model, not a curated record. The transcript is spliced from 4 exons.
GCCCAGGGGAAAUCCUUAUCCCCCUCGCACUCAGUCACUCACACCAUCACUCCUACUGUGAAGCCACACACCAUGGCCGGAGCGACGGCGGCAACCGUGACCGGAUCAGCAAUUACCAACACACCCAUCACCCCUUCUAUAACUACUCAUAAACGGUUUGGACCGUUUGUUCUACCCAAGAAGAACUCGAGUCUCUCCGGUUUCGCUCCUACUCGUUCGCUCCAGGUUGUCGCUCGGUUCGAUGGUUUCAGAUGCAGAGCUAACCGCUCCGCCUACUCGCCUCUCAAUUCCGGUUCAAACUUCGGCAACCGCCCCCCCACCGAGAUGGCUCCGCUUUUUCCCGGUUGCGACUACGAGCACUGGCUCAUAGUCAUGGAUAAACCUGGAGGCGAGGGGGCUACCAAGCAGCAAAUGAUUGAUUGUUACAUUCAAACCCUAGCCAAAGUUGUCGGAAGUGAAGAGGAGGCUAAGAAGAAGAUAUAUAAUGUUUCCUGUGAGAGGUACUUCGGGUUUGGAUGUGAGAUUGAUGAGGAGACAUCAAAUAAGCUUGAAGGCUUGCCUGGAGUUCUCUUUGUUCUUCCAGAUUCAUAUGUUGACCCUGAAAACAAGGACUAUGGAGCCGAGCUGUUUGUGAAUGGAGAGAUAGUUCAAAGGUCACCUGAACGACAGAAGAGAGUGGAGCCUGUCCCCCAAAGAGCACAAGAUAGACCCAGAUAUAAUGAUAGAACACGUUAUGUAAGGCGUCGUGAGAAUACACGGUAAAUACAUAGUCAGUCUUGAUAGAAGACCCUAUUGUUAUUCUAAUCGGUGAAUGAGACCUUAUGUGAUGAAUAUACUUUAUG